AUGACUAACAACGAAGCUGAGUAUGAGGCCGUGAUUGCAGGGCUAAAGUUAGCACUCAAGUACGGAGCGAAGCAGUCGUCCUACGGAACAAAAAGACUGCAAAAAUACCAGGGCGAGAUCUGCAAGCUAUUACCCGAGUUUGAUGAAUGCCAGCUCGACCGAAUCCCUCGAACACAAAAUAUCGAAGCAGACGUCCUUGCCAAACUGGCAGCGGCCACUGAAAGCAUAACCGAAGAAGGGUAUAUGGUCACUCUCCUCCACUCGUCGAUCUAUCAAAUCGAGGUACGAACUAUAAACCUAACUUGGGACUGGCGCAAUCGUAUUGUCACAUAUUUGCAGGACAGAGUGCUUCCAGACGAUAAAAAGGAAGCCAAGAAGCUUCGAAUGCAGGCAGACAGGUAG
Molecule: messenger RNA, 402 nt
Organism: Nicotiana attenuata
Lineage: Eukaryota; Viridiplantae; Streptophyta; Magnoliopsida; Solanales; Solanaceae
Exons: 2
Coding region: 1-402 (133 amino acids)
Molecular function (GO): nucleic acid binding; RNA-DNA hybrid ribonuclease activity
Source: RefSeq, a predicted model, not a curated record